Molecule: messenger RNA, 1056 nt
Organism: Panonychus citri (citrus red mite)
Lineage: Eukaryota; Metazoa; Arthropoda; Arachnida; Trombidiformes; Tetranychidae
Product: thiopurine S-methyltransferase-like
Exons: 4
Coding region: 141-881 (246 amino acids)
Molecular function (GO): thiopurine S-methyltransferase activity
Source: RefSeq, a predicted model, not a curated record
AUCACAAUUAGUUAAUUGUGUUGACCGAAAGGUAAACCUAUUAGAGUCCAGAAAGAAAAAAAAGAAGUAAAAAACUUUAGAUUUCCAAAAGUUAACCAAUUGUCUUUUCCUUUGUUACUAAAAUUGAAGUUAAUUCCAAAAUGUCCACUCAAGUGAUUAACGAAAAUUUGGAUGAUCUUAAAAAUGCCGAUAAUUAUACCGGAAUGUGGAAAGACCUCUGGUCAGCUCGAGAUACUGCUUGGCAUUUGACCCAUCGAAAUCCAACAUUGGUCAAGUACGAACAUCUUUUACUCGAUGGACGAAAAGGAUCUCGUAUGCUUUUCCCAAUGUGCGGUAAAGUGAUCGACAUGAAAUACUUCUGGGAACAAGGCUACGAAGUCUAUGGUGCUGAUUGUGCUGCCGAAGCUGCUCAAGAUUUUUUCAAAGAACAGCAACUCGAAUAUACUUGUGAAGAUUUAGAUGAGAAAUCUCGUCUCUACUCGGUGGCCGAUAAACGUCUCAAUAUUGUCCAAACAAACUUCUUGACCCUCGAUAAUCCAUUGAUCAAUAAUACUAUCGAAUGUGUUUGGGAUCGUGGUGCAUUUGGAACUAUCACCGAAGAAGAGCAAAAACUUUACAUCCAAACAAUGAAACGACUUUUGGCUCCAAACUUCCGUUAUCUUCUAUUGGUAACUGAAUUUGACGAUAAAUUGUGGACUGGAGUUCCAUUCAGUCAACCAGAGGAAAAGGUUCGCCAAUAUUUUGGUGAUUUCUGUGAAAUUGAAAAGCUCGACAGCAAAAUUCCCGAUCAUGUUGGUCUCUAUCAAAAGCACAUGCAAACACCUCUUGAAGUAAAGGAAACAACUUAUCUCCUCAAACCAAAGCAAAGAGGUCAAGCCUAAAGAUGAAUCAAUUGACCAGUAAUCGAUCCAUGGGAUAAGUUAUAAUUCCUAUGAUGGGAGAAAUAAACGAUUUUCACCAAAGAAAAGGUUGACAUUUGAUGUAAACAAUUAGUAGAAAACUAGAUUGAAAUUCACUAAUUUGACAAUUAAAAUAUAUUCACACCAUAGAAAUUUA